UGGGAGCGGGUCGUUUUGCUGGGGCUCGUGCUUAGGAGCGUAUUCGGGCGCCGCCGUGCAAGGAAUGCCGCUUGUUUCUCGAGCUGUUUCGGCUCUGCUCAACUGCUAAUGACCAUAAUUGCACAUUGGGAACUGGAACAGUUGCGUUGUGUCUUUUCCUUCGAUCGUGUCACGCCAUGCCUUCUGGCUGGUCCUUGGGGUUGGCAAGUUAAUGCGAUGGCACGCAGGCUCCGUUUGCACUUUGCUGCACGGCGGAGCAACACGGACCCCUUGUCAGAGACCUGCGCCCGUGGGGGGGAGGACGCCUACAUCCAGAUGAAGGUGACUCCAGGGCAGCUGGCUUUGUCUCCAUCACGCCACUCGUCCUUGUUCAUACCCAGGGUAGGUGGCCAUGGCAGCAAGAGGAGCACCUUGCAGAUCUCCCUGCAGCCCCCCAAGCUAAAUGGGGAUAUGCAUGGCUGUGUGAGAGCCCCCUGUACUGAGGACUCUGGCCAGGGUGGUGGUGAGGAGCUCGCUCCAAGCCCAGAUGAGAGUUCCAGCAGCAGCAGUACGACCAGCGAUGCAGGCUACUGCAGCAGUGGCAACAUUUUUGAGGUUUGCCCCUCGGCGUGCGUGCCAAGGCCAGAGGGCACCCAAGUUUGGGCGAAGACGCCCCUGAGGCGCUGCUCUUCUCUGGUGAUUUUUCCUCGCAGCCCAUGUAUCACACCCCCAGCAUCACCCGUCGGAUCUUACCUGACCUCUCAUCAGCUCCUCCUCUCUGGUGAAGAGCCUGCGGUCGAAGGCAGGCCUACUGCUUCCAAGGCCCCGGUGGCUACAGCCGUCAGCGGGUUGCGGCUGUCCAGGACCAGUCGCCCUCUGCUGGAGCCAAAGGAUGCCAGGCCUGUGACCCCUGUGGCCACCCUGCCUGACCUGGACGCAGACAAGGGCAAGGUUGCCGAUGGUGAGGGCCCGGCCAAGCGUUCUGGCAUCUUGUUUCGCUUCACCCAGCUGCCGCCUAAGAAAGGGGCAGCACAAACCUCCAGCUGUCCCUGUGGCCAAGUGGUGGCACAGCCCAAGCUGCUCCGCAGCACCUCAGUGAGCACCGUCUGCUCUGCUAAUGCUCAUGACUGCUGCCAUCGGCCCUUGCAGAGGAGCUUUUCUCUAGAAGCAGCACGUCCAUACGUCUCCUGCCGCGUUACACACCCUGGACUGUCAGGCUCCAGAAGCGAACCACCUCUCGUGCACAUCCACGUGUCCCACAGAGUGGCCGGAGGGGACUGCAGCUCCUUGAAAGAAAUUCAUUCCAACUGCGUAGCAGAUCGUUGCCAAAGCAGCCGACAGCAAAGUGUGGGGACAAGGGAUGACUUCCUUGGCCAAGUGGACGUGCCCUUGCACCAGAUACCGACAGAAAAUCCUAACAUUGAAAGGCCAUACACAUUUAAGGAUUUUCUUCUUCACCCAAGAAGUCACAAGUCUCGGGUUAAAGGUCAUCUGCGAUUGAAGAUGACAUACUUGCCUAAAGCUGGGGGUUCAGAAGAUGAUGGCAGUGAGCAAAGCGAGGACUUAGAUCCGGGUUGGGAGUUUCUGGAGAACCAGGAUGUGAGCAGUCCACAGAACCACCACCUCCUGCCUGCGCUGCCUCCUGGCUGGGAGGAACGGCAGGACAACCUGGGCAGGACCUACUUUGUGAACCACAAUAACCGGACUACCCAGUGGCAGAGGCCCACUAUCCCGGACACUGAGGAGGAGGCGGAGCGGCGGCAGGUUGUGCAUGCAGAAGCACAGCAGGCCUUCACAGCCCGCAGGCAGAUAUCGGAGCACGAGGAGGGCCACGAGCACCGGGAGUCACCUGAGAGCUGGGAGAUUAUAACCGAAGAUGAGACGACGCUGUAUAACCAUCCCAGCCAGCGCUCCCCUCCACCGCCCCACUCCCCCCAAGAGUUCCACACCUUCUGUGAGGAGCUGAGUCGGCUACAGGCAUCGGGGGUCACGCCUGGCGAACGACGCGCCUCUCUCACGCCACAGGGUCACUCCAGCCGUAGAGGAAGUACCCAGACGUUGUCUGUGGAGGAGCACCCUGCACUUCCCAUGCUCUUGCCCACCUCAGCAGGGCUGCCCCCGGGCUGGGAGGAAAAGCAGGACAGUAAGGGCAGGGUGUACUAUGUUAAUCACAACAGCAGGAUGACCACAUGGACCCGUCCCCUUGUCCAGACUACCUCGGAGGCAGCGCAAGCAGUCAGUCCAACACUGUACCAUCCACCCCUGCUUUCCCCUGAAGCCUCCCCCCAACACUCUGUGGGUCCUAGGCCCAAGCCCGACUACGGAUUCAUGCCCCCUGGGUGGGAGGUCCGCAGCGCACCUAAUGGCAGGCCCUUCUUCAUCGACCAUAACACCAAGACCACCACCUGGGAAGAUCCCAGGCUGAAGAUACCUGUGCACAUGAGAAGACGGCCUUCGCUCGAUCCCUCGGACCUGGGACCACUCCCGCCUGGGUGGGAGGAGAGGGUACACAGUGAUGGCAGAAUAUUCUACAUAGAUCACAACACCAAGACCACACAGUGGGAUGAUCCCAGAUUACAGAAUUCUGCCAUAACUGGACCAGCGGUGCCUUAUUCCAGAGAUUACAAGCAGAAGUAUGAAUACUUCAGGAAGAAGCUGAAGAAACCGGCUGACAUUCCCAGCCGCUUUGAGAUGAAGAUUCGACGGGCAGCGCUGCUGGAGGAUUCCUACCGGCGGAUUCUGUCUGUCAAGAGGACGGACUUAUUGAAAGCCCGUCUGUGGAUUGAGUUUGAUGGGGAAAAGGGGCUGGACUAUGGAGGUGUGGCCAGAGAGUGGUUCUUCCUCAUCUCCAAGGAGAUGUUCAAUCCUUACUAUGGGCUCUUUGAGUACUCAGCCACGGAUAACUACACGCUGCAGAUCAAUCCGAACUCUGGCUUGUGCAACGAGGACCACCUGUCCUAUUUCAAGUUCAUCGGAAGAGUGGCUGGAAUGGCGGUGUAUCAUGGCAAGCUGCUCGAUGCCUUUUUCAUCCGGCCAUUCUACAAGAUGAUGCUGCAGAAACCGAUCACCCUGCAAGAUAUGGAGUCUGUUGACAGUGAAUAUUUCAACUCCCUAAAAUGGAUUUUGGAGAAUGACCCCACAGAAUUAGAUCUCAGGUUCACCAUUGACGAAGAGCUUUUCGGACAGACACAGCAGCAUGAGUUGAAGCCAGGAGGAACAGAUGUGGUUGUCAAUGAAAACAACAAGAAGGAGUACAUCCAUCUUGUCAUACAGUGGAGAUUUGUAAACAGAGUUCUCAAACAGAUGACUGCUUUCAAAGAGGGGUUUUAUGAGCUGAUUCCUCUGGAUCUCAUUAAGAUAUUUGAUGAGAAUGAGCUAGAGCUGCUGAUGUGUGGCCUAGGAGAUGUGGAUGUGAAUGACUGGAGGGAGAAUACAAAGUACAAAAGUGGCUACUGUGCCAACAGCCCGGUCAUACAGUGGUUCUGGAAGACGGUGUUGCUAAUGGAUGCGGAGAAACGGAUACGCCUGUUGCAGUUUGUGACAGGGACCUCCCGCGUGCCCAUGAAUGGCUUUGCGGAACUCUACGGAUCCAAUGGGCCGCAACUCUUCACCAUUGAGCAGUGGGGUACGGCAGACAAACUGCCCCGAGCACACACCUGCUUCAACCGUCUGGAUUUGCCCCCAUAUGAGUCAUUUGAGGACCUGAGAGAGAAGCUUCACUUGGCCAUAGAGAACGCUCAGGGCUUCGACGGAGUGGAUUAAGGAGCUACAAGUUCUCGGUAGUGAAGUGGUCCCGCCAACUGUGAAAGGGUCCGUGGCAGCGAGUGUGAUGAGUGUGAUUGCUGCUCAGCAUUUUACCCCGCACCUGACCAAGGCCUGUCUUGGGAAGUGCUAACACAGAGAAACUCACACUGCACACCAACAGGAGCUGUGAGAUCUUUUUGCUAAUGCUGUGUUCUCCUGUGGAGAUUGAAGCAACAUGGUGAUGUCCCUGCUUAUGUCUUUAUAUUGCUGACAAUAUGUUAUGUUUACAAAACUUUGUAUGCGUGUAACAUACAUUCUUUUUGUAUUAUUGUAUGUGUAUAGAUGUAUACGCCUCUGUCCAAUAAGGCAUACUCAUUUGGUCAUAGGGCCAUGUAUGCUAUUAUGCUAUGUGGGUGUGGCCAGCAAGCAGUAUCCUGGGAAGCUCAUUUGAGCCUCUCCCUUGAAGUCUAAAAUUGAUGGUACUUGGUCAAAUUCAGUGUUAAAAUUAAGAAAAACACACCCACACACAUAUAUAAUAUAUACAUACAUACAUACUUACCAACUUACCAACAUACGUGAACAUAUUGUUUGUAACUCUCAGAAAUGCCUUUCUAACUAUAGCUGAAUUUACACUCCAAGUAGGUUGUUGGAU
Messenger RNA from Scleropages formosus (Asian bonytongue), 4375 nucleotides. RefSeq names its product NEDD4 E3 ubiquitin protein ligase a (gene nedd4a). The transcript is spliced from 25 exons. The record is from RefSeq and is a predicted model, not a curated record. Gene Ontology annotation, biological process: receptor internalization; neuromuscular junction development; protein ubiquitination. Gene Ontology annotation, cellular component: cytoplasm. Lineage: Eukaryota; Metazoa; Chordata; Actinopteri; Osteoglossiformes; Osteoglossidae. Bases 109 to 3741 code for a protein of 1210 amino acids. Gene Ontology annotation, molecular function: sodium channel inhibitor activity; ubiquitin protein ligase activity; protein binding.